Molecule: messenger RNA, 255 nt
Organism: Vanrija pseudolonga
Lineage: Eukaryota; Fungi; Basidiomycota; Tremellomycetes; Trichosporonales; Trichosporonaceae
Exons: 2
Coding region: 1-255 (84 amino acids)
Source: RefSeq, a predicted model, not a curated record
AUGAAGCGACCCCACGACGAGGCGAUCAACGAGCGCGGCGGCGGCGAGAACGGCGGCGGCUCCGAGCCGAUCGACAAGAAGCCUCGUGCCACCCCAGCGCCAGCCACGAAGAACCCCAACCCCAAGAACAAGUGGACGCGCGCACAGCUCCGCCAGCUCUGGAAAGCGAUGGACAUGAAGCCUGCAUGUCGCGAGAAGUGGCGCAGCGUGUCGCGCAAGCUUGAGAAGUUUGUCGAUGGCCUAGCGGAGGAGUGA